Nannospalax galili (Upper Galilee mountains blind mole rat) is the source of this 1602-nucleotide messenger RNA. RefSeq names its product gamma-glutamylamine cyclotransferase (gene Ggact). Lineage: Eukaryota; Metazoa; Chordata; Mammalia; Rodentia; Spalacidae. The transcript has 5 exons. The record is from RefSeq and is a predicted model, not a curated record. Gene Ontology annotation, molecular function: gamma-glutamylaminecyclotransferase activity. The coding region runs from base 611 to 1060 and encodes 149 amino acids.
CACCCCACAGGGGCGGGCGGAGCUGUGCGCUGCCUGCAGGGGGCGCCGCCCGGGGCGGUUUGGGUGAGACGCCGACCUAGCGGUGCAUUUCCGCUCCGUGGCCCAGCGCGCUGCGGGAGACCAGCCCGACUGGGUGCAGGAGUAAGAACUGAAUACUUGGUUCAGAUGGAUUUCUUGGUCUCCCUGUGUCCUAUGGAAGGAUUCUGAAGUCCAGAGCUAAGACUUUCAGACUUACUAUUCCACUGACACACAUCUUUGAACAAAACAAACUUACAGCACAAACAGUUACUACCCCUGGGAAGUAUGGAUUCAGGGAAGGAAGACCACAGAGGUAGAAUGCCAUUUUCCCCAUGUCAUGCGGAAGCUGUACACCGUCAACAUGACUUGUCACAGUUGCUGUCCACCUUGUUCUUCUGGCUGAAGUGCCUGUCAAGUUUCUCCACUGAAAAGCUGUUCUCUCUCUUUCAUACUGUACUCUGUAAAAGAAGUCACUGUGGGCAGCAGGCACUUGAGGGAGAGGCUCUGCUUCCCUACUGUGUAGGGACAGGUUGCUUCCUGAAGGAUCUGUGUGUGCUGUUCAAAACACAAUCAGAAAAGCCCCUGCACCCAGAUGGCCCACGUCUUCGUGUACGGCACGCUGAAGCGAGGCCAGCCGAACCACAAGGUCAUGCUGGACUGCUCGCAUGGCUCAGCGGCCUUUCGGGGCCGUGGCUGCACAGCUGAGCCUUUCCCACUGGUGAUCGCAGGGGAGCACAACAUCCCAUGGCUGCUCCACCUGCCAGGUAGGGGCCACUGCGUGUCAGGUGAGAUCUACACAGUGGACGAGCAGAUGCUUCGCUUCCUCGAUGACUUCGAAGGCUGCCCUAACAUGUACCAGCGCAAGGCCCUGCGGGUGCGGGUGCUUGAGUGGGAGGGCGUCACUGGUCCAGGGGAGAGCCUACAGUGCUUCGUGUACAGCACAGCCACCUAUGCCCCUGAGUGGCUGCACCUCCCCUACCAUGACAGCUAUGACUCAGAGGGCCCACAUGGGCUGCGCUACAACCCCCGGGAAAACAGGUGAGGAGGCUGUGGAACCAGCAGAUGUCGGCAAGACAGAGGGUGCCCAGCUCAGGCAGAGCUGGCCCAGCUGGACAGAUAUCGGUCUGCAAAAGCCUGUGACACAAAUUUUGCAAGUAAUUUGGACAUCCUAGUAUCAAGACUGUACCCUCAAAUCUGAUAUUACUUACUAUUGUUUGCUAUUCAAGGAGUUCCUGGCCUUGAAUAUAUUAGAUAAGAAACACUUUGUUCUCAAGUCCCCUAAAUGGUGUUUCGAGGACUUACCAUCCUUUCUUGGGAUUUUUUUUUUUUUUUGACUUGUUUAGUUCAAACCUGAAGAUCAUAUCUUCAGUGACUAAAGAUUGGGGUGUGGUUCGGUUUUGGGGGCUGAGUAGAGUCCUAGCACCUAGAAAAUUGGCAGUGAAAGCUGAUUUGAGAUGGCUCAAUAUAAACUCUUCAAGAAAACAUGCUGUACCUUAGACUAUGUACCCCUUGCUCCUUGCCAUUUUCAGAUCAUAGACUAUUAAAAUGUUCAUUUAUAAGUGUGGUGUUGUUGUGUUUGGUCUU